GCCUCGUGUAUAAGAAGUCAGACACGCAACUUUCAAGUACCGGACACAAGCCCACAGACGAAAACAUGGCGAAAGGUGCACUCAAAGAUUACUUGAAAGGCUUGCCUGGGCACAAGAUCUUGAGGCAGGUGGCGCGGUUGAACCUCGUGGCAGGCGACCAGAAGACGGCGUUCAAAUUCCCUUCGGACGUCAAAAAAAUCGAGAUCAUGAUCAUGUUAAAAAUCGCUCAGCGGCGCUCGAUCGGCUUGAACCAUUUCUGGAAGUGGAACUUGCCCACGUUGAAAUUCCACAACGAGAACAUUGAUUUCGUUGUCACUCGCAUCCAGCCCGAGACCGACGAAGAUUACCCCAAGAUCCCGUCUGCGAUUUUCGUCCACAAGGCCGGGGACAAGAUGACCAGAGUCGAGUGCAACGGCAAGACCCACGAGUGGAUCCUCAAGAACCUCGUGAGCGCGACCGGGGCCACGCGUGUGCCAGUAGAGGACAUCCCCCACAUCCCGCUCCCCAAGGUGAGGUUGCAAUGAGUCUGGCGACCGCUUGUACAUAGUCUUCUCGGGUGUCGCGGAGAGUUUUUAUAGUCGUAUAAAGAAUGCAUAUGAGAGGCUGCGGCGGCCGCCGCGGCGUCUUGUUUGAUCUAUGAUGCCAAGAA
Molecule: messenger RNA, 649 nt
Organism: Metschnikowia bicuspidata var. bicuspidata NRRL YB-4993
Lineage: Eukaryota; Fungi; Ascomycota; Pichiomycetes; Serinales; Metschnikowiaceae
Product: mitochondrial 54S ribosomal protein MRP49
Exons: 1
Coding region: 207-524 (105 amino acids)
Source: RefSeq, a predicted model, not a curated record